Apodemus sylvaticus (European woodmouse) is the source of this 7061-nucleotide messenger RNA. RefSeq names its product TBC1 domain family member 24 (gene Tbc1d24). Bases 14 to 1681 code for a protein of 555 amino acids. The transcript has 6 exons. The record is from RefSeq and is a predicted model, not a curated record. NCBI's taxonomy places the organism in Eukaryota, Metazoa, Chordata, Mammalia, Rodentia, Muridae.
CACACUGGGCACCAUGGACUGCCCAGGGUACAAUUGCUUCGUGGAUAAGGACAAGAUGGAUGCAUCCAUCCAGGACCUGGGACCAAAGGAACUCAACUGCACCGAGCUACAGGAGUUGAAGCAGCUGGCGCGGCAGGGUUACUGGGCUCAGAGCCACACCCUGCGGGCCAGAGUGUACCAGCGCCUGAUCCGGGACAUCCCCUGCCGCACAGUCACACCUGAUGCCAGCGUGUACAGCGACAUUGUGGGGAAGAUUGUGGGAAAGCACAGCAGCAGCAGCCUGCCCUUGCCUGAGUUUGUAGACAACACUCAGGUGCCCACCUACUGCCUGAACACACGGGGGGAAGGAGCCGUGCGCAAGAUCCUCCUGUGUAUUGCCAACCAGUUCCCUGACAUCUCCUUCUGCCCUGCCCUGCCCGCUGUGGUGGCCUUGCUGCUGCACUACAGCAUUGACGAAGCUGAGUGUUUUGAAAAGGCCUGCCGCAUCCUGUCCUGCAAUGACCCCAGCAAGAAGCUCAUUGACCAAAGCUUCCUGGCCUUCGAGUCUUCCUGUAUGACAUUUGGGGACCUGGUGAACAAGUACUGCCAGGCAGCCCACAAACUGAUGGUGGCCGUGUCAGAGGAUGUCCUGCAGGUCUAUUCUGACUGGCAACGAUGGCUCUUUGGGGAGCUGCCCCUCAAUUACUUUGCCCGUGUUUUUGAUGUCUUCCUUGUAGAAGGCUACAAAGUAUUGUACCGAGUUGCUCUGGCCAUCCUCAAGUUCUUCCACAAGGUGAGAGCAGGACAGCCCCUUGAGUCAGACAAUGUAAAGCAAGACAUCCGAAUGUUUGUCAAGGACAUUGCCAAGACAGUGUCCCCCGAGAAACUACUAGAGAAGGCCUUUGCCAUCCGCCUGUUUUCCCGCAAGGAGAUCCAACUCUUGCAAAUGGCCAAUGAGAAAGCACUGAGGCAGAAGGGUAUUACUGUCAAACAGAAGAGGCAGUUUGUGCACUUGGCCGUCCAUGCGGAGAACUUCCGCUCAGAGAUUGUCAGCGUGAAGGAGAUGAGAGACAUUUGGUCCUGGAUCCCUGAGCGCUUUGCCCUCUGCCAACCCCUCCUGCUCUUCUCGUCACUGCAGCAUGGGUACAGCCUGAACAGGUUCUAUCUCCAGUGUGAAGGACACGAGCCCACCCUCCUGCUCAUCAAGACCACUCAAAAGGAGGUGUGUGGGGCUUACCUGUCAACAGACUGGAGCGAGAGGAAUAAGUUCGGAGGCAAGCUGAGCUUCUUUGGAACUGGAGAAUGCUUUGUUUUUAGGCUGCAGCCAGAGGUGCAGCGAUAUGAGUGGGUUGUCAUCAAACACCCAGAGCUGACCAAGGCAACACCCUUCAAGUCCUCAGAGGCUGCGGCCAGCCCUUCCCUCACCAGCCCCAGCUCUUCAGACCCUGCGGAUCGACUCUCCCCUUUCCUGGCUGCCCGGCACUUCAACCUGCCCUCCAAGACUGAGUCCAUGUUCAUGGCAGGGGGCAAUGACUGCCUCAUCAUUGGGGGAGGAGGUGGCCAAGCACUCUACGUGGACGGGGAUCUGAACCGAGGGCGCACUGGACACUGCGACACUUUCAACAACCAGCCCCUCUGCUCCGAGAACUUCCUCAUCGCAGCUGUGGAGGCUUGGGGCUUCCAAGAUCCUGACACCCAGUGACAGGCUACACUGAUGGUGACUAAGCCAUCAGUGGGGUGAUGGGGCAGAGGCCCGGCUGCCUCUUCAGGGAGCAGAGAGUGAGUGAGUCACCACCCCCAGGAAAUGGAAAGGUUUGCUGUGCAGGUGGGGAUGUCAUAGCCUCCCAUACCAGGCCUGGCCCUGGCUUAGACUUAGGUCAGGACCCCUGAGCCUUCCUGCUUCUGAGCUCAAGGGCUCUCGAACCCUCAGCCCUGUCUAGCAUCUGUGUAAGAGACAACCCCUGUCCUCAUCCAGGGCCCUGGCUCUGCCAGGUAUCCUGUACCCACAAUUGCCAAGGCUACAUUUUCAUAUUCCUGAGCCUCAACCCCUUAUAAGGAAAGGGCAAAUGAACCUUCUUGCCAAAUGUGGGCCUGUGGUGCCCCCUGCUGGUGCUUUGACCCUGCAGCUCCUCUGAGGUUCUCUGGGCUACAUUUACUGCUGCCCUGAAGGAUAAGAUUGGGAAGGGCAAGAUUUGUGAGUUCUGCAGCUCCCCUAUUCUAGAUGGGAUGAGGGCUGGAGAACUGUCUUUUGUCUUUGUGUUUUUGCAGAGCCUGAAGCUCUUACUGUGUCUCAUUGCGAGUCCACACCUGAACGUGGCCUCCGGAGAGACUUUCUUUGACCAACUUGACCAGUCAACUCCAUUUCCAGAGAUCUUCUCAGAGCUGACUAGACUCAGUGAGGCCUCUGCCUCUCGUCCCUGUGGCCUCCUUGAAGUUCUGUAGUCUUAGUGACUCGUACUUUCUUUCCCUGUCACAGUGUCUGAGGCCCACCUAGCAUGGCAUGCUGGUCCCUAUUCAGCUUUCUGCCUUCUCCCCAGGCAGCCCCCCCCCACCCCCCUGUGUGACCUGCUCCCUCAGCUGUCACUGAGGCUGGCUGUGCACUGCAUCUUCUCUGUGCUACCCCUGCCCUCAUCAUAGCCUUCAGGUCUCUGGAUGUGUUUCGCGAGCCCCGUACCAGCCUGGUACACUGUAGAUGCCAAGGGAGGUGCUGCCUCUGAGGACUACAGCAAGCUCCAUUUCCUUCCUGUGACCUCCCUCACACCCUGUGACCUCCCUCAGCUGGUCCUGAGGGUCUAGGCACCACAGAGAAAGAGAGACGAAGCGGUGGCCCAAAUGGCUGUGCUGGGGCCAUAGAAGUCUGGAUCAUAAGGACAGGCACCUAGUUCCCACAUGACUGUGUGGCGUGCCUGAGAGUCAGCAUGUGCCAGGCCAGUGCUUGUCUCCACACCGAGACUCACUUUUGCUGUGGAAGGCUCAUCCUUGCCUGUUCCAUUCACUUACAUGAGUUCUCGUCAGGCCACAGCGGCAGAAGAGGAAGGGCAGGAAGGAGCCUCGUGUAACUUGGGCUACCUGGUAAAUGCACCUAGAACAUUGGACUCUGCACAGUGGACCAGUUCUCCUACCAUGCUGGCUUCCAGGAUGGGUUGGCAUGACUCAUGCUGGAAAUAGGAACUGCUGUUGCCUUGAUGCCCUGUCCUCUGAGCCCACUGCCCAGACCUGUACCUCCAACUUCGGUGUUCAUUUAAGACCAUCUUGAUUUUUGGUCAUUGUUGUUUCUGGUAAUAUCUUACUAGUUAGCCUAACUGGCCUGGAACUCCCUAUGUGGCCCAGGCUAGCCUGGAAAUUGCUGUGUAGCCUAGGUUGGACUCAAAAAUCAUGGUCUCCCUCAGCCUCCUAAGUGCUAGGCGUCUAGGUGUUGGGCCUAGCUGUUGCUGUUUCACUGAUUCUUUUUGAGUUCUGAGUCGGGCUCCAGGCAGAAGGCCCCCAGGACGUCCCGGGCUCUGCCGUCUUGCUGCUCACACACAUAUUACCACAGAGACUAGAAGCCUUUCAGAAGCAAUGAAGUUAACUGGGAGUACAUGCAGGGUUCUGCAGGGCUCGGCGGGUGUCGUGCUCUGUGUGGCCCCCACUGGCAGCCCCAGGGUCCAGCCCACCCAAGCAGAUUGAUGGAAGCUUAGUCAUGAUUACAUCAUAAGCAAAGAUCUUAGCUUUUCGCCCACAACAUACUCACUCCGUUCUUUAAAUUUAAUGUCCUUUUUUUCUGACUUUUCUACCAAAAGGUGUGUACCAUUUUCUUUAUAUUUUUUAUUCUUAUAACUGUUCUUAUCUAAUACUAAGUGUUCUCACUUAGUAUUUAUUUUAUUAAUGUUUUCUAUUAUUUAUUAGCUUUUGAUGUUAAAAAAAAAAAGCCAAAAUGUGAUGGCAUAGUAUAAUUUAGCAGCAUUUAAACAUUUGUUCUUAAAACAAAUACUUAAUCUAAUUUAAGCCCAUUCAUUCAACUAAAUAAGUUUGUUAAUAUAUACCAUAUGCCUCUGGGGCCUCAGAAAACCAGUUUAUACCUUGGUUUGGUUUAGUUUGUGACAAGAAAGUCAGUUUCAUGCAGCUCAGGCUAGCCUUGAACUAACUAUGUAGCUGAAGCUAUUCUUGAAUUCAUUUUCCUGUUUCCAUCCUCUACAUAUUUAGAAUACAGGUGUGUGCCACCAUGCCUGGUGAUAAUCAGCUUAUUUUUAAAAUAAUUUAUGAUGCAACACUAGGUGUUUGCAUUUUAAGAAUAUAUAUAUGUAGUGUGUAUGUAUGUGUAGUGAUAUAUAUGUGUGUGUGUGUGUGUGUGUGUGUGUGUAUAUAUAUAUAUAUAAUGUUUUUGUUUUUCAAGACAGGGUUUCUCUGUGUAGCCCUGGUUGUCCUGGAACUGACUCCAUAGACCAGGCUGGCCUCUGACUCACAGAUGCACCUGCCUCUGCCUCCUGAGAGCUGGGAUUGAAGGUAUGUGCCACCACCAUCCAUCCUAAUUUCUCUAUUUUAUUAUUAAACUAAAAUUACUAUUUAAUUUUUCCUAUUUUGAUAAGCUGCCUGCUUUUAUUUUCCAGCUUUUCAGAGCAGUUUGUUUUAGAGGAUUCUGAAUUUCAGACCUUUAAAUGUCCUUUACCCAUUUUCUGAGUUCAUAGAGGUUUUCUGGUCUCCUUAAAUAGUUUAUAUUUGACAAUUUAGGUUUUGCACCCAUUUUUUUUUUUGAGAUGCUGGGGAUUGAAUCUAAGACUGUAUACAUGUUAGGCAAGUUCUCUACCACUAAGCCAUGUCCUUAGUCAUACAUUUAUAUAUUGAACUGAUUUUCAGUUUACAUCAGAAUUACCGAGAUGGAAUUUCUUGUCCACUAUAAACAUCAAGAAACAAGAGGCCUACUGACAGACCCUCAACCCAUUACUCAGAAGGUAGAGGUGGGGAUCUCAGUGAGUUUGAGGCCCUCCUGUUCUAUGUAAUGUGCUCCAGACCAGCCAGGGUUACAUAAUAAGACCUUUUCUUAAUAUAUAUGGGCUGGGAGGUAGAGAGAAGGCCCUGCAGUUAGAGCACUGGGUCUUCCAGAGGACCUAAGUUCAGUUUUCAGUAUCUGUGUGAUGGCUCACCGCUAUCUACAACUCAGUUCCUAGGGAUCUAGGCCCUUUCUUGGCCUCUGUAGGCACUGUGCCAAUGUAGAACACAGACACAGUCAAAACCCAUACACAUAAAAUAAAAAUGAAGGAAAAGCCGGGCAGUGGUGGCGCACGCCUGUAAUCCCAGCACUCUGGGAGGCACAGGCAGGCGGAUUUCUGAGUUCGAGGCCAGCCUGGUCUACAGAGAGAGUUCCAGGACAGCCAGGGCUACACAGAGAAACCCUGUCUCGAAAAAACAAAAACAAAAACAAAAAAACACAAAAAUAAAAAAUGAAGGAAAAGAUAAAACAGAAGUUAUUGUGUGCAGUGCCCCUGACUGGACCACGAGCCUUGUUUUUCCACUGAACAGGAAUAUAUGCAGUUUUACAGGGACCUGCUCUCGCAUAUCUUCACUAAUUCUAGAAAGUUGUAGAUUGUGCUAGUUGUUUUGUUCUUAAGCCACCACUGAGGUUGAAGUUCUGUAGCAGCUACCUCAGAGAGCUCCUCCUUAGCUCUCUUCAGGCUCGUGUGGCAAUGUUAUUAUGUCAAGCAUGAGUGCCAAACAGGCCUUACACACUUCUUUACCCACAGUACUAGUAUCAGGCUGGAACGCAUGUGAAGUGUAAAGAUACUUUUGCUAUUAAGAUUUGUGCCUGGGACUGGUGUGUGUUUAUAAUCCCAGCACAUGGACAGUGGCGGCAAAAGAAUCAAAUCAUCCUUAGUCACAGAACAAGUUCAAGCUAGCUAUGGCUAUAAGAGACCCUGUCUCAAAAAACAAACAAACAAACAGCAAACAAAUAGACAAAUAAAUGGACCUUUUUAUGACCUCCCUUAUUACCUCAGUCUCUGAUUGUGCUGUCAUUAGAUGCAGUGUCUCAUGGUUACACUGUUCUAAACAAAAUGAUUGUUGUUUGCAAGCUUGGUCAUUUUAUUGAUCUGCAUGGAAAUUGUGAACACAGUAUCUAGGACUAAGGAAGCAGCCAAUGGACACAUGGACAGGCUAACCUGUGACAUGUCAGAAACCAAACAAACAAAAGAUUUUGCUGUAGACUUUGGCAUGCAUUGGUGUGUCACUUGUCUGCCCUGCAGUUGCUGCCUGGCCCUGCUUUCCUAUGUGAAGAGACCAGAGCACCUCUGCUGUGCAUUACACCACAGCAGUGGACAUGUGCUCAGGAGCUUAUAUGCUGACAUAGAUGGCUCAUGAGAGCACUGGCUGGGUGGUGCAUGCCUUAGUUCUAGUACUCAAGAGGCAAAGGCUGGUGGAUCUUUGAGUUCAAGGCCAGCCUGUCUACAGAGUGAGUUCUAGGAUAGCCAGGGCUACUCUGAGAAAUCCUGUCUCUGGCGGUAUGGUGGGGGCAUUGUCUGCUUGUCCAGAUAAUCCAGGUUUGAUUUUCAACACCUAAAUUGUGGUUCAGAACCAUCUGUUACCCCAGUUCCAGGGGAUCUGACAGCCUCUUCUGGGCUAUUUGAACACUGCAUGCAAGUAGUGCACAGACAGACAUGCAGACAAAACAUAAGCAUAAAAUAGAAAUAUAGGUUAGAAAAGGUUCGUAAGCUGAAGACGAAAGGGGAAGAAGUUCCAAGCAUAAUUUUGCCUUUGAAAUCUUGUAGUUAUGGAUUUUGACAAAUGGCCACCAAUUAGGAGUCAUGGUGCACACUGUCAUCUCAGCACUCAGGAGGCUGAGACACUGAGCUCGCAAGCAUGAGGCUGGUCUGACUUAACAGUUUCAGGCUGACCUAGCUUACACAGCGAGACCUUAUCUUUAAAGAAAGAAACAACAGAACACAGUGUGGCCCCCAGCUGACCAUGUGGAGUCUGCAUGAGUAGCCGACUACUCAUGCCUACAAAGCAAGUGUGGACCUGCAGCAGUACACAACUCUGUGAUGUGAAAACCAGUGAUUUGGUGAUGUUUGUUAGUGUUAAUAUGUUUCCUAAAUAAAAUUAGUAACCGUGAA